AUGGAUAAUUUCAACCUCACGACCACCAUCCUGCUCCCGGCGCUUCUUGUCGCCGGGGUGACCAUGUUCAUUGUUUUUAACGCUAACGACGGCAUCUUCGACAAGAUUAUCGACGAUAUCUCUAUUAAGACUACGCCUAGUACAGAUAACAUACCUCUAACCCGCGAAUGGACCGGCAACACCGUAUUUGACCAGCUAUUCGCCGUGUUUCUAAUACUCGCCCGGCAGCUGCUCGGUGGCCGCCACCCUGCUGGCACCCUGCAUACCCUGCACUUCUUCGGUCAGAUGGGCGCCUGCUGGACUCUAAUGCAGCUGGAAGCGAAGCGUGAAGACAACAAUCGCCGUAUUUUCGAGUGCACCACGCUUAUCAUCCUGCUCUACCCGAACGUUUCCUUCGCCAUAACCAUCCCGCUCUGGUGCAUCCUCCACCUACGCACCCUCCCGCGCACCAACUCGGCCACCCUCACCGUCAACCUCUGCCUCCCCGCCACUGAAGCUCGCAUCCUCCCUUGGGCUAUGACGCUCGGCUACGUCCUCCCCAUCCUCGCCAUGGCCUUGUCCCUUUCUCGCGCCCUCGCCCAGCAGUUCUGGCUGCUCUUCCCGCUCUUCCCGUUCUGGGUCUACCUCGCCAGCAACUCCGUCCUGCGCCCACUCUUCGGCGCCGGCACCAGUAUGACCCCAAGGCCACUGUUGUCGUUGCCGCCAGCGGCAUCUUACCACGCCACCACGACGCCCCACCUCUUCGCUCUCCUACUCGCCACCAUCACGCACACCGCCACCCUCUCCCUCUCCCUGUCCGCCCUCCUCUUCCCCGCCCUCUUCCACCCCGAGAUGGCCGUGUCCCUCCACCCCGCGGCUGUCUUCCUGCCAAAGCUGUCGCUCGCCGGCGCGACGGAGGUGGAGUUGGCAGAGGGCGCGACGCGUUUUCUGCAGUGGGAUGGAUAUAUUAGUAGUAUGGCGAGCGUUGUAUGGGCGGCGACGGUGUAUUUGCAGGAUACGCGAGUGAAAGGGGGGAGGAGGUUUGGAGUGUGGGGCGUGCUGGUGAGGGCGGUGGGGUGGAGUGUUCUGGGAGGACCGGCGGCGGCGGCGGUGGGGUUGGUUUGGGCGAGGGAUGAAGUUGUACUUGGGGCGGAGGUGGGAGGGAUGGGAGGAAUGAGCUUCUUGUAG
Lasiodiplodia theobromae is the source of this 1167-nucleotide messenger RNA. RefSeq names its product Atma protein. Lineage: Eukaryota; Fungi; Ascomycota; Dothideomycetes; Botryosphaeriales; Botryosphaeriaceae. The transcript is spliced from 2 exons. The record is from RefSeq and is a predicted model, not a curated record. Bases 1 to 1167 code for a protein of 388 amino acids.